ACGCACACACUCAUGACAUACGCUGGGAGGGCAGGGCUAGAUCUCGCAGCACAAAGAGAGCCGAGCUCGCUGCGUCUUCAAGCGAGUUCCCGGUACUUCUUCCUCCGCGGGGACGCGCGGCGGCUUCAACGCUUCGUAAAGUUGGGAAGUUGGCGAAGUUCGGAAGUUUGCCUCUCGACGGCCUUUGUUUGGAAACAGUCCUCAGAUGAAAACAGAUAGCAGGAGGACAGCGGAGAGGGAGACAGACAGACAGUCAGAGCGACAGAGGCAGAAGGGAGGAAGUGUCCUUCCUUCUGUCCAUCAUCCAGCCCUCCGUCACCCCACCACUCCACCCCUCCACCAUCCACCAUGUUGUCAAGGCGACGGCUGUGCGUUGUAGCUGUCUCCACUGUGGUCCUCUUGAUAGCCAGUCAGAGGAUCCACAGAGCAGACCUCUUCCUGGCCACGCCCCCAAAACCAGGCUCCAGUCCAAAUACCUCCUCUAACUCAACAGCUAUCCAGCAAGCAGCUGCACUCCCUGGGCAGCCGUCUUUAGGCGAGGCCCAGGCUGAGGCUCAAGGGCCGGGCCACCCAAGGCUGGUGCAGACCCCUGCUACAGAGAGUUGUGGCUGUGACAAGGGGUGUGUCCGAGAGACGGAUUCUUCUGAUUGGUUCAGGCAGCAUUUCGACCCUCGCCAGCUUCCUGUCCUCAACUCCACUCACAUCCUGGAGCCCCAGGCUCUGAGCUGGUGGCUGGGUUUACAGAGCAACGCUGACAAACAGAAGCUGGAGGAAGUGAUGUCACAGCUCUUCCAGGUAAUCCCUCCCCCUUCCCUGGACCUCCGGCCCCUCCCUUUCCGUUGCCAUAGCUGCGCAGUUGUUGGAAACUCUGGCAACCUGCGUCACUCUGGACAUGGAAAGAUGAUCGACUCACACACAUCAGUCUUCAGGAUGAACAAGGCGGUGACCUCAGGAUUUGAGGAGGAUGUAGGAAACAGAACAACGCAUCACUUCCUGUACCCGGAGAGUGCCGUUGACAUCGUGGGCGGAGCCAGCCUGGUGCUACUGCCCUUUAAGAUCCGAGACCUGCAGUGGUUAACCAGCGCCCUGUCUACUGGCACCAUCACCAUGACCUAUAUGAGAGUGAAGGACAGAGUUAAAGCAGAUAAAGAUAAGGUGUUGGUGGUGAAUCCAGAGUUCUUUAAGUACUGUCAUGACCACUGGACGGAGCGUCACGGUCGCUACCCCUCCACCGGCCUGGUGGCCCUCAUCUUCGCCCUGCACACCUGUGACCAGGUGUCUCUGUAUGGCUACGGGGCGGACAAGGACGGGAACUGGCACCACUACUGGGAGGAGAACCGCUUCGCGGGCGCCUUCAGGAAGACCGGCGUCCACAGCGCCGAGUACGAAACCCAGAUCAUCCACCGCCUGGCCCAGGAGCACAAGAUCACCCUGCACACCUGACACCACCCAAAACAUGACCCCACCCAAAACCUGACCCCACCUCGAGCGGUCCCACAGAGGGGGGCCCUGUCUGCCCACAGGAGGACCAAAGAAUUAGAACGGCUCCUUUCAAGGAGAGCGAAACCGCGACCGUCGGGAGCUCCAACACCAGCCGGCGCCACCCAGCUUCACCUGUUGUGUCUCCAACACCAGCCGGCGCCACCCAGCUUCACCUGUUGUGUCUCCAACACCAGCCGGCGCCACCCGUUUCUCUCUUUAUUCACUAUUAUCACGAUGUGCCUUGAUAGCCUAGAGCGAUCACAACUCGUCCAAGUGAACUCAUGAUUUUAAAGUCAUCACAUUUUCGUAUCACAUGAAUAUUAAAUGAACACAUCCAAGUAACACGUGAUUAUAAAGUCAUCACAACUACGUGAAUACCUGAAUAUUGAGCCAAGUCGUCUAGGUAGCAAAUUGAUAUUCAGUUGCUAAGACCAAGAACCAAGCGUUAAUCACAAUAACAUGAUGGUUUUGGUCUGGUCUGCAUCGCCUUGCUGGCUAUCAUUUCGUCACGAAGCAGACAGAAAUGGCUAUAUGAAGAAUAUGAACAAUGGAAAACAUUGCCGAGUUGUAAGUGUUUAUGUGUGUAAAUUAUUCAGACGUUUUGAACUCUCGCUGACGUUCUCCGAGGAAGGAUGUCGUCACCCAGAGGUUCCCUCGACCGGCCGGACGGUGGAGACUGUGAGCAGAGUGUUGGUGGAGCUCGGCGGUCGGCUGGAGUUCACCAAAGAAACCCUUUGUCCCGUCACGACGUCAGGAGACGGACGCCAUGUUGAUCUAACCCCCGACACCACCCAACGCCACCGGAUACCUCAACACCACCCUCACACCGCUCCACACCUUAACACCACUGGAUACCCCAACACCACCCUCACACCGCUCCACACCUUAACACCACUGGAUACCCCAACACCACCCUAAGACCACUCUAUACCCCAACACCACCCUAAGACCACUCUAUACCCCAACACCACCCUAACACCACUCUAUACCCCAACACCACUCUAUACCCCAACACCACCCUAAGACCACUCUAUACCCCAACACCACCCUAAGACCACUCUAUACCCCAACACCACCCUAAGACCACUCUAUACCCCAACACCACCCUAACACCACUCUAUACCCCAACACCACUCUAUACCCCAACACCACCCUAACACCACUCUAUACCCCAACACCACUCUAUACCCCAACACCACCCUAACACCACUCUAUACCCCAACACCACCCUAAGACCACUCUAUACCCCAACACCACCCUAACACCACUCUAUACCCCAACACCACCCUAAGACCACUCUAUACCCCAACACCACUCUAUACCCCAACACCACUCUAUACCCCAACACCACCCUAAGACCACUCUAUACCCCAACACCACCCUAAGACCACUCUAUACCCCAACACCACUCUAUACCCUAACACCACUCUAUACCCCAACACCACUCUAUACCCCAACACCACCCCAUCGCCACUCUAUACCCCAACACCACCCUAAGACCACUCUAUACCCCAACACCACCCUAAGACCACUCUAUACCCCAACACCACCCCAUCGCCACUCUAUACCCCAACACCACUCUAUACCCCAACACCACUCUAUACCCCAACACCACCCUAAGACCACUCUAUACCCCAACACCACUCUAUACCCCAACACCACCCCAUCACCACUCUAUACCCCAACACCACCCUAAGACCACUCUAUACCCCAACACCACUCUAUACCCCAACACCACCCUAACACCACUCUAUACCCCAACACCACUCUAUACCCCAACACCACCCCAUCGCCACUCUAUACCCCAACACCACCCUAACACCACUCUAUACCCCAACACCACCCCAUCGCCACUCGCCCAAAUGUAUCCAUGUGUGUGUGUGUAUACACAUCUGUGUGCCUUCAUUUUUAUACAAGAGCAUAAUCUGAACUGUGUUUUUGUAGAAAAAAAUAAUAAAACAUCAUGAUGCAAUCAG
Molecule: messenger RNA, 3458 nt
Organism: Gadus macrocephalus (Pacific cod)
Lineage: Eukaryota; Metazoa; Chordata; Actinopteri; Gadiformes; Gadidae
Product: CMP-N-acetylneuraminate-beta-galactosamide-alpha-2,3-sialyltransferase 2-like
Exons: 9
Coding region: 349-1443 (364 amino acids)
Molecular function (GO): beta-galactoside (CMP) alpha-2,3-sialyltransferase activity
Source: RefSeq, a predicted model, not a curated record